CGCUUUUGAAAAACUCACGUGUGCGCGCUGUACUGAGGCUCCGCCCUUUUUGAACGCAAAACAUUUAAGAAAACUCGCGGGUUCGAGUCAUUCUGCAUCCUUCUGACAGUCAUCAAACCCCCUGAACUCUGCAGAGAGAUGUGCUCGGAUGGAGAACGCGCGGCGCUGGGCAGCUCGGGAAACGGUAAGCUGCGCCAGUGGCUCAUAGAGCAGGUGGACACCAGUAAAUACCCGGGACUCGUGUGGGAGAACGAAGAAAAGACUGUGUUCAGGAUCCCGUGGAAGCACGCGGGGAAACAGGACUACAAUCGGGACGAGGACGCAGCGCUCUUCAAGGCUUGGGCGCUGUUCAAAGGCAAAUACCGGGAGGGCUUCGACAAACCGGACCCCCCCACGUGGAAAACGCGUCUCCGUUGUGCGCUUAACAAGAGCAACGACUUCGAGGAGUUGAUGGAACGCAGUCAGCUCGACAUUUCGGACCCUUAUAAAGUUUACCGUAUUGUUCCUGAGGGCGCCAAAAAAGCUUCCAGAGCUCUAGAGGAUACGACAUCAAACCCGAGCCCUCCGAGUUAUCCACUACAAUCCUAUCCGCCAAUUCAGAGUCAGGUCUGCAGUUUCAUAUCUCCAGCAGAGAGAAGUUGGAGGGAAUAUCUCUCAGAAAAGCCCCCUAUGACUGACAUCCCUUACAACCAAAGUCCAUACACCUCUCGAUGGGAUACAGGAUAUCAGUUCACUGGCUCCUUCUAUAGCUGUAGUGCCUCAGAGCCCCUGCCAUCUGCCUUUACACUAGAUGCCAGCAUGAAGUCAGCAGAAGCCAUGGCCCUCUCAGAUUAUCGGUUCCACGUGGCUGUAUAUUUUCGGGAUGUCCUUCUUCGGGAGGUGACUGUGAGCAGUCUAGAAGGUUGCUUUCUGGGUGCAAGCAAAGAUAGUAUGCCAUUUGGUGCCUCUCAAGGUCCAGAGUUUAUAGAGAUUCCACAGAUUGAACACAACUCUCUGGAACACGGGGUUCUGCUGUGGAUGCUACCAGAUGGGCUGUAUGCUCGCCGAUGCUGCCCCUGCAGGGUGUACUGGGAGGGAGGGCAAACUUUGCCCAACAACAAACCCAGCAAACUACAGAGAGAUCAGAACUGCAAACUGCUGGACACUCAGCAUUUCAUCACAGAGUUACAAAGUUAUGCUCGGCACAUACGUCCUCCACCCAUGACCCAUGUGCUCCUGUACUUUGAGGAAGACAGCACGGAGCCACAAAGACCUGGAAGGACUCUUACUGUCCAGGUGGAGCCUAUGUUUGCUCGUCAGUUUCUGUACUUCACCCACCAGAGCAGCAUGAACUACAUCCGCAACCACAACCUUUCCCCUCUGAGUCCAGAGCACACAAUUACACCAAGUCAGCUUCCACAGAGUCAUCAGCCAUCACCAUAGCCUUUAAAAUGUAUCUUCACCUGGGAAAGCUAACAUUGGGUAAGUCGAACUGAAGCAUGGACAAGAAUGGACGCAACAAAUGCACCACCAUGGCUCAUGUGUGACGCUGACAGAGUAUCAACAUCAACACCUAUUUUCUCCACACACUUUCAAGCAGUUGGACUUGCAAAAUGGACAAAAAACAAAUUGCACUUAUUUCACAGACAUGUCUGUUGAGCCCUACACAUUCUUUUUCUAUUUUUAUUUGUCAUCUUUUUGUUGUUGUUUGUUUUUAAUAUAACCUCAGGGAACUGUAAAUGAAACAUUAUUAAAAAAAAAUUCAUAAACAAA
Tachysurus fulvidraco (yellow catfish) is the source of this 1752-nucleotide messenger RNA. It is a transcript of the gene irf4b, whose product is annotated as interferon regulatory factor 4b. Gene Ontology annotation, molecular function: DNA-binding transcription factor activity, RNA polymerase II-specific; protein binding; RNA polymerase II cis-regulatory region sequence-specific DNA binding. Gene Ontology annotation, cellular component: nucleus. NCBI's taxonomy places the organism in Eukaryota, Metazoa, Chordata, Actinopteri, Siluriformes, Bagridae. The record is from RefSeq and is a predicted model, not a curated record. Gene Ontology annotation, biological process: regulation of transcription by RNA polymerase II; immune system process.